Molecule: messenger RNA, 3490 nt
Organism: Misgurnus anguillicaudatus (oriental weatherfish)
Lineage: Eukaryota; Metazoa; Chordata; Actinopteri; Cypriniformes; Cobitidae
Source: RefSeq, a predicted model, not a curated record
GGCGGGACUUGACGUUGAUCCGGAAGGAUAUUUAAAUACACUUUAACAACAGCACUGGCGUCUAUGCAUGAAAGAUUGAUUAUUGCAACACAUUUAUUUGUAAGCAGUAAAAUGACCUUUUUAAGACAAAGCUUACGUUUUUCGCGGCUGCCGUUUAUGUGCUGGAGGUGCAGGAGAUAUUCAUCUGCUCAUACUGGAUCCGUGGAGCGCGUCAUUGCGGCGUUUCGCGCGGUCAUUGGAGAUGAAGGCUUGUCUGUUGGUUUAGCUGUGAGAGAACAGCACGGGAGAGAUGAGUCCGUGCACAGAUGUCAACCACCAGAUGUGGUGGUAUUUCCCCGGUCUGUGGAGGAGGUCAGCGCUCUCGCCAAAAUUUGUCACCACCAUCGAUUACCCAUCAUCCCCUUUGGCACUGGAACGGGCUUGGAGGGAGGAGUUGGUGCUCUGAAGGGUGGUGUGUGUUUUAGCCUGAGGAAGAUGGACCAAGUGCUUGAUCUUCACCAGGAAGACUUUGAUGUAACGGUGGAGCCGGGCGUGACACGCAAAGGCUUGAAUGCAUAUCUGCGUGACACUGGCCUCUGGUUUCCCGUUGAUCCAGGUGCCGAUGCUUCUCUCUGUGGCAUGGCUGCAACAAGUGCGUCAGGCACCAACGCGGUCCGCUACGGUACAAUGCGUGAAAAUGUCCUGAACCUGGAGGUGGUGCUGGCAGAUGGAAGAGUCCUCCAUACAGCAGGAAAGGGGCGUCGCCCAAGAAAGACUUCAGCCGGUUACAACUUGACAAACCUAUUUGUGGGAUCAGAGGGAACUCUGGGUAUUAUUACUAAAGCCACGCUCCGGCUAUAUGGUAUUCCCGAGAGCAUGGUGUCAGCUGUUUGCUCUUUUCCAUCUGUCCAGUCAGCGGUGGACAGCACUGUACAGAUCCUGCAGGCUGGAGUGCCCAUUGCCCGCAUAGAGUUUUUGGACGACGUGAUGAUAAACGCCUGCAAUCGCUUCAACAACCUGUCCUACGCUGUAGCACCAACUCUCUUCCUGGAGUUUCAUGGAAGUUCAAAGAGCAUGGAGGAGCAGGUGUCUAUCACAGAGGAGAUCACGCGGGAAAACGGGGGCUCGGAUUUUGCCUGGGCGGAGGAUGAGGAGACUCGUGUCCGACUGUGGAAAGCCCGUCAUGACGCGUGGUACGCUGCCCAGGCCCUGAGGCCAGGCUGUAAGGCGUACUCUACAGACGUCUGUGUACCGAUUUCUCAGCUACCACAGAUUAUAGUGGAAACCAAAGAAGAUUUAAUCAGGAACAAUCUUACGGGUCCGAUCGCAGGACAUGUGGGUGAUGGGAACUUUCAUUGUCUAAUGGUGCUGGAUCCCAAUGACCCAGAUGAGGUGCAGAGGGUUCAUGACUUUACACAGAGACUGGCCAGGAGGGCAUUGGAAAUGGAUGGAACUUGUACCGGUGAACACGGAGUAGGUCUAGGAAAGCGGACCCUUCUCCAGGAAGAGGUCGGACCCCUGGCUAUAGAAGUCAUGCAGGGUUUGAAGGCAACCCUGGACCCUAAUGACCUCAUGAAUCCUGGCAAGGUGUUAUAGGUGUAGAUACUCUGCACUGCAGUUUAUGCACACUAGAUGUCAGGAAUAUAUGAGGUUUGUUUUUUAGUUAGAUGUUAUAAGAUGGGGUGUUGAUUCUGGGCAGAAACUGGGAUAUAAAACAUGGUUUCAAUCAGAACACAAUUUGCACAUAGAACAAAUGGUGACUCAUCACGUCUAUGUAUUAAUUUUUGCACGAUUAAAGCCACAAUAUGUAAAAUUUUUGUAAUAAUAUAUCCAAAAACCACUUGCACAGUGUGAUAUAUAAUUUAAUGGGGUUGUGUACUUGCAUUAUCCCAAAAGUUGCCAAGGAUUUGUAAAUCCAGAGAAAUUCCUAUUUUAAAUAACAGACCACCCCUUUUAUUGACUUUAUAUUUGCGCUGUCCUCAGCUUCCGGUUGUUGUCCGGUUGUAGUGGUAGUUAUACAGCAUCUAACACGCAGCUGUUGUGCCUUGCAGUUAAUUAAUUAUGAUGGCAUAAAAUGAUGAUCAAACAUGCAGGUAAAAUUCUCUGGAUGGUAUAAACAACAUCUCCUAACCGUUCCACUCCUUCAUAACAUCAUUAAAGGAACACACCACCGUUUUUCAAUAUUUUACUAUGUUCUUACCUCAACUUAGACGAAUUAAUACAUGCCUAUCUUUAUUCAAUGCGUGCACUUAAUAUUUGUACAGCGCAUCGUGAAUGUGUUAGCAUUUAGCCUAGCCCCAUUCAUUCCUUAGGAUCCAAACAGGGAUGAAUUAAGAAGCCACCAAACACUUCCAUGUUUUCCCUAUUUAAAGACUCUUACAUGAGUAGUUACACAAGUAGUUACACAAGUAAGUAUGGUGGCACAAAAUAAAACGUCUCACUUCGACCUCAGGGGCAAUAAUAUUGAUGGAAGUUUGAGCGAGAGGUGGAGUAGCCAGGGGUGAUGAUGUUACUGUGCGCCCGAGGUCGAAGUGUUGCAAACUAAGUGCAUCCGCCAUACAAUAGUUCUCAUUUUUAUCCGCGUUUUAUUUUGUGCCACCAUACUUACUGGUGUAACUACUCAUGUUACAGUCUUUAAAUAGGAAAAAAACAUAGAAGUGUUUGGUGGCUUAUAAAUUCAUCCCUGUUUGGAUCCUAAGGAAUGAAUGGGGGUAGGCUAAAUGCUAACACAUUUACAACGCGCUGUACAAAGAUGAAGUGCACACAUUGAAAAAAAUAGGUAUGUAUUAAUUCGUCUAAGUUGACGUAAGAACAUAGUAAAAUAUUGAAAAACGGUGGUGUUUUCCUUUAAGCUUUGCCUUGGUUAUUAUAAUUGUGAAAUAGCGACCUCUAGUGGUGCAAAUCCUACAUAUUGUGGCUUUAAAUCAUUUCUUUGGUAUUAUAACGAAUACGCAGUAUUAAUGUACAGGGUUUUUCUUAUUGAAAGAUAACAAAGGUGUACUUUGAUUUUCUCACAAUAAAAUACUGUGUUUUUUUAAUCCAUGGUUGGGUAGAAUACGUAACUUUUCUAAGUUAAUUUGAACCAUACGUACCCAACCAUGGGUUGAAACAAUCCAAUAAUGUUUGCAGUGCUAAAUGACUUUUAAUACCUCACGCAAUAUUAAAAUAUGAAUUUAGCCUUUAAAUGCAUCUGUAUGUGAAUGUAAAGGGUGAUGUUAUACCCAUUAAUUUGAUGUCACGCUGUUGCAGUGGAAUGAUGAAUUAAAGCAAGAAACAUCUGGAUUUUUUCAUCUUGUUUUAAUUAUAUGUAUUAUCAUUGUCAUUAUUACUCGCCCCACAGAUUGCACAUCAAAACCAUUAUACAAUGAGUUUGUACCUCCUAAAAACAGUCAUCCGUUCAUGUCCUCUGAGAAAAAGCAUACAAAAAUGUGAAAAUGAAUGAAUGAAAAAAUAAAACAAUUUUUUGACAAUGCCUUACCGCAUAGUGCAACACUAUCCAACUCCAUUUCAG